Molecule: messenger RNA, 1462 nt
Organism: Lates calcarifer (barramundi perch)
Lineage: Eukaryota; Metazoa; Chordata; Actinopteri; Centropomidae
Gene: gins3
Product: GINS complex subunit 3
Exons: 3
Coding region: 123-758 (211 amino acids)
Biological process (GO): mitotic DNA replication initiation
Cellular component (GO): GINS complex
Source: RefSeq, a predicted model, not a curated record
CCACAUGUUUUGGCGUCAAAAUUGCAAAGAGGAAGGGAAAAAACAUAACAGGAAAAAUUUCUGCUCAACAUUUUAGCGAAUAUAUUUGGUAUAUUGUCGCUGUUGGUCUUAUUUAAGCACAUAUGGAUACACACUCGUAUCUUCCCGUACAACCUGGAGUCGGGAUGGAGGAAAAUUUCCUGUCUCUCGACGAUAUUUUGCUCUCUCAUGAGAGACUUCCAAUCCGGGCAGAUAUCGCUUUCCCGCGGCUUGGAUUCCUGGAGAAGUCGAGUGAUACGCAAGACAUAGCGGAGGGUACAAAGAUGGAGCUACCUCUGUGGUUAUCCAAGGGUCUGUAUGAGAGGAAGAGGAGGGUGCUGUCUGUGGAGCUUCCUAAGGUGUACAGAGAGGGCUGGAGGACCGUGUUCAAUGCUGACCCCAACGUGGUAGACCUACAUAAGAUGGGGCCCUACUACUAUAGCCUGGGAUCCCAGAUGCUACAUUUUGACAGCCCAGAGAACCCAGAUAUUGCACAGACACUGCUGCAGACAUUCAUUGGUCGGUUCAGACGGACAAUGGACUCUUCCCAGAAUGCCUACAACGAGGACAUGUCUGCGCUGGUGGAGCGUCUGGACAGUCUGGAGAAAGGCCUGUUUAGGUCUGGGCAAAGUGGGCUGAACAGUUUCCAGAGCUGGGAGAAGGGUCAGGCCACGCAGCUCACUGCCUCCAGUCUUGUUCUCAACUACCGCAAGAGGAAGAUCACUGAUAUACAGUCCUGAUUCCAACCUGCAGUUAAAAGAUACCGAGUGCUGGUCAGUACUUUGGAGCACAGUGGCAACAGACUGACUAACUUGUGUUUUCUUUGUCUUGGACAACGACCCUGUAUACAUUAUAAAUGUGUUUCCUCCUUAAUUUGUCACAUUGCUCCCACUGCAGAGUGUGUUGAUUAAUGAAUAUAUUGAUUUAUGAUGAGCAUGUGGUUCAUCUAGGAAUAUUCAGCUCUUGUAAUUUUGAUUGUUAAUUGUUUAAAACUAAAAGAUGCCUACCAUUGGCUAGUUACAGCUUUACAAUUGCAAAGAUUUGUUUGUUUUUUCCAUCUUAUAUAAUCACAGAUGGGUAACCUGAGGAUAUUUAGGCAGUUAGUAGGGGUGGGUGAUAUGCACAUUUCUUUGGUAUAUUUAAUUUAAUGUUAAUUCUACCAUGAAGCAGGCCAAACUCAGUAAUCUUUAAAUUGUUUACUAAGCCUACUAAUAGAUCAAAACAUAUAAAAGAAUAGCUACUUCUAUAGAAACAGUAAAGCAAAAUCACCUGUUGACAAAUCCCAAAGUCCAGAUUUUACAAAUAUGUGUAUGGGAUCUUGUUGCAGUCUGCUUCAGCAUCUUGGGAUACAUCUUCAGUUAUGGUCAUGCAAAUCACACUUUGUUGUAUAGUCUUUGGUAAGAUGAGCUUUGAAAAAAACAUCCCAUUUAAAAUGUUUACAAAA